Messenger RNA from Amoebophrya sp. A25, 1824 nucleotides. The record is from the annotation of a GenBank genome assembly. Lineage: Eukaryota; Dinophyceae; Syndiniales; Amoebophryaceae.
CGAGCAUGGAAGCUUUACGAGAGCGUCUCGGGACGAGAAUAGUGAGGUGCAACAUCACGCCUGAUGGAUAUGGGGAUGCGGUGGUUAUCACUGGAUCAUCGACACGCGACGGCUGUGGUAUGCCUCAUUCGGGCACUGCGUCAGCAUCGGAUAGAAGGCUCUUCGUAAAGCCAGCAGAAGUCGAUGUGUCUUUCGAGUCAUUUUACCAGAACGUGAUGACGCCAGGAGCGCUGCAUGCAGAAGUAGGAGGGUCGAAACCGGAAAGACUGGUGGCCGAGAGUCCCGUCUACUCUGAAAGCUCAACAAGGACAGCGUCCACUGAAGAUGGUGAGAGCGAUGAUGCUUUUGAUCGAGAGGCAUAUGCAUGUGAUAGACCUAGAGAAGAUGAGGACGAAGAUAACGAAAUAGGGACUGGUCGUCAUUCUACUUCGUGUAGUUCCGCCACCAGCCCAAGAACGGUAGACGAGGACCCCCCCAAGAAACGGCGCAGUUUGGAUUCCAUUCUCGGUAACAGCGGCAGCGUUGUCCCGUAUUUGUCUCUACAGAACGAUUGUUUGAGGCAGGAGAACGCGUAUCGUGACUGCUUUCACGAAGAUCAAGAUAAGCAAAAGCUUGAAAACUUUUUCGCGUCGUUUGGAAAAGCGGUUUUUGGACAGCCAGGGCCAGAGGCAUUAAACUUGUGGGCUGGUGAUGAGCGUUCUCUCAGCUCUUUUCACAAAGACAACUAUGAAAAUCUGUACUACGUCGCCUCUGGGCGGAAACUUUUCUGGCUAGCACCACCAGCGGUUCUUUGGGGUCUUUAUAUCGAACGGCACAAGGCAGCAACGUAUUCUUUGACGCUGAGUAGAGCCGAAAAACAUGAUGAAGUAGGAGCCCAAGCUGUCGGGAAGGCAAACAAGAUAUCUGGGCUUCAUGGUCGUCAUGAUGGACGCGCUGUAGCUCCUCAGGAGCAUACUAUAUGGAGUAUAGACGCUGACGAGGACGACGGCCUACUAAGUGAUAAAGCGACAGACGAUCACGAAGUUGGACGAGGUGGCCAAGAGGUAUCAUGGAGCUCAAUCGACCUUCGUAAGGAGUAUGAGGAGAUUUUACGAGAAUUCCCGGAUUUUGAGUUCACAGGAUGUAAGCAGAUUUGGCUGGAGCCGGGAGAAAUGCUGUACUUACCACGGCUGUGGUAUCAUGCAGCAACACAGGUUGGCCCGACUAUUGCACUGAACGCCUGGUUUGAUAUGCCAUACGAUCAGCUCUUCUGCUUGCAUUCACUUCUCUCAGAAUCAAAGCAAGUUGUGGUACCGUAAAGAUGAGCAUGUUUUUCAGAACUUUCGCUCCAACUACUUUCGCUCCACUUCCUCAUGAUAUGAUGAUUUAAAACGAAAAUAUUUGUAGUUAUUCUUGGUACACCUACACCUGAGCCUGAUAGUACUGUGCCUCUCACUCACGACACGUUCGAUAUCCUCCUCCUCGUCUCUUCAUCCAAAGUGAUUGAGGGCUUCGAAGAAAAUCAAAAUCGUCAAAAAGUGACAUGCUUGUGCAGAUGUCUUCACCGGCGUCUACGUCAAAUUGCGUGAAGUUUGAGAUUUGUUAUGUCAUCAAUUCGGCAGGUAUGAGGAACAAAACUAUGUGACGUGUAUUCGGUGUUGAAGCCUCUGUAAAGUCAUGUGAAAGUAGCGAGCUUCAUUAUCUACUCAAUAUUCAACGAUGAUCUGGACCUAGAUUUUGGAGGAUUUUGUGCACAUGAAAUUUUUUUUUAUAGUAGAGCGUAUGAUUUCUUUGACCCUUGAUGUAAAAAAAGGAAUCUUGAUGUGCAUGAAAUAGUUGAUCGAG